This is a messenger RNA of Nannospalax galili (Upper Galilee mountains blind mole rat), 1821 nucleotides long. RefSeq names its product NADP dependent oxidoreductase domain containing 1 (gene Noxred1). Lineage: Eukaryota; Metazoa; Chordata; Mammalia; Rodentia; Spalacidae. Gene Ontology annotation, molecular function: pyrroline-5-carboxylate reductase activity. Gene Ontology annotation, biological process: L-proline biosynthetic process. The transcript has 6 exons. The record is from RefSeq and is a predicted model, not a curated record. The coding region runs from base 596 to 1684 and encodes 362 amino acids.
UGGCUGGCACAUAUGUAGUUUUUACCUGCCUGGACCAGAAGUACCAAAGAAUAGUUGGUUGGUGAGAGGUGUAUGUGGGUGGAUUUAUACAUGUUUGGGCUUAUUUUAUAAGAUCUGAAUAUCCAUGCUCUAAAUAAGGGAUUUGUGAUUCUCAGUUUGGGCUCUUUAGUACCCUAGGUAGAACUCAAGGUUUAGUGAAAAUUGAGACUUUCUUUAAAAUGAGGUAUUCUGUGGUCAGUAAAUUUUCUAAACCCAGAGAAUGGAAGGGAAAAGCUCUUGGCCAAGAAUACCUCUGAAACCCUUGCUAAUGUAACUUCUGUUCAAAAAAACACUUGUAGCAUGUGUGGAUAAAUAUUAUUGUCAAUUCCUUUUCAGGUUUUCAUGAAUCCAGAAUUCAUAAGCAGUAGUGAUCAGGGACCCUCAGUGGUCUCACUCAAACAGAGAUGUGAGUUCCAAGUUCAGAACCUGGAAGGACAGUGGUGCUGACACCCACCACCAUGAGUAUUUGUGACCUAAUCACACAUACCAUCGCAUAGAUGAGUGCAGGGUACCAGACUGAUCGGUGUCUGUCACUGCAGGAGACAGUGGCUUGGAAAUGGAUUUACUGGAGGGCCUUGAGUCCCUGAAGUUUGAGUAUGGGAUUCCAGAGGAAGAGCAUUACUGGCUGUAUUUGCAGAGACGUUAUCGGGGACUGAUGAUUGAAGGCUGUGCCCAUGCAGUCUUCUUCUGCAAGCUGUUGUGUAAUUUGAGAGAAUUAAUACAUGAGACUCAGUACUCCAGACCCCGGGCUGUAUCAUUUGAUGCAUCAGUUUCUGCUCAAAAUGAGAAGUUAAAGGUGGGCAUCAUUGGAGGUGGCCACCUUGGGAAGCAACUGGCUUGUGCACUGCUGAGACUUGUCCCCAUCCCUGCUGAGAGCCUUCGGAUCUCCACUCGGAGGCCAGAGGCCCUGGGUGAGAUCCAGAAGCUGGGGGUCCAGUGCUUUUACGAUAACCCUAGUCUGGUGAAUUGGGCCAACGUGGUAUUCCUCUGCUGCUUGCCAUCCCAGCUGCCUAAUAUCUGCCUAGAAAUUCAAGCCAGCCUUGAGAAGACCUGCACUGUGUACAGCUUUGUGUCUGCCAUCCCACUACCCAGGUUGAAAACACUAAUGAACCACACCAAUGUCUUGCGGCCCUAUUAUCACUGUGUUCAAGAUCUUGACAACAUCUGGGGGGCCAAUAAAGAAAUCGUAGCUGCUCUCCAAGAUCCUGUGAUUCUUCAGGCUACCUGUCCCUACAGUAAUUCUGGAGGAGUCACUCUCAGUAUCAAAUGGCUGGAGGGCUUGUUCUAUGCAGCCAUCAACGCCUGCACAGCAAGAAAUGUGUUCCGCUCAGAAGUGCUGCAGCUUCUGAACAAACUAUUUCUCUCUGUGCACUUAGAAAGCUGUGAGAAAGAUAACGCAUCUUGCCCCACAUUUCAGUUAUCAGAUUUUAUGAACAAAGCCUAUGUCAAGAACUUGUUUCACAAAAGGUUCUUCCCCUGGUUUGAUCUGACUGCUGUGCAACUCAAGGAAACUCCUUUUAGCCGAUGUCUCUCAGCUAGUACUGUUCUCCAGGACCACCUUACUCAAAUGUACUGUGAGUCGUUUGGCAUCUCCCUACCCAAAGAAAAACAGCCAGACGUUUCCAUGAACUCUCCAUCCCAAUAAGAAAUACCAGGAAUCAGGAUUGCCAGAGAGUCAUGCAUUGUUUGAAAAUUGUACUAAAAGUUCUUCUAGGUGUAGACUAAAGUAAGAGGCCCUGUACAUAUCAAUGCCUAGCUUAUAGAAACAACCCAAUAAAAGUA